Messenger RNA from Panonychus citri (citrus red mite), 2511 nucleotides. RefSeq lists its product as uncharacterized. The transcript has a single exon. The record is from RefSeq and is a predicted model, not a curated record. Gene Ontology annotation, biological process: regulation of cell cycle. The coding region runs from base 1130 to 2368 and encodes 412 amino acids. NCBI's taxonomy places the organism in Eukaryota, Metazoa, Arthropoda, Arachnida, Trombidiformes, Tetranychidae.
AUGAAACAUGAGAAGUAAAUGAAUGGAAAAAAACUUUAUAAUAAAUUUUAUCAUCAUAAUCAUCAUCUUAUAAUAAUCUUAGGAGAUGAUGAGAGUAGUUGAAGAAAAGAAAGAAAAGUUUCAGAGGAAAUCUUAUUUUUUGCUGUUUCGAAAAAGAAAAGGAUGAACUUCUCUAUUCGAAUUGAAAUAUUAACCUGAAUAUGAAAAAAAGUUCAUAAGUAAUUCUUUAAAUUCACCAUCGUCAAGUAAGAAUUAGUUGAUCCUCAUCAUUCUUAAUCUUCAUUAUCUUGAUAAUCUUUUCUAUUUACUCUGUUUAUCUCUUUCUCUCUUUACCAGUCAAUCUCUUUUCAUCAGAUUUACGCCAUUUCUUAUAUUCACAAGCCUUAAUUGUAUCAAUGGAAUUCAUCGUUUCAUUCAGAUUAUCUCAUUACCCAUGAUAAAAACAAUCUACAACUUGAGAGAUAAAUUUUCAAAUAAUCAGCUGAAAUCUGAUAUUCCAAGAAUUUAACCAAGAAAGAGAUCGAAUAAUAUUUUCUUGGAUAAGACCCAAAGACACACUAAUCUCUUAUCCCUUUUCUGUUUACUCUUCAAUCCUAAUCUCGUUUUCUGAACAAGUUGUUGAAAGAAUCGAUCAACUGAGCCAACCCUUGUAUCGGUCAAUCCAAUAAACAGUUAACUCGAAAAACAAAUUCCAAGUUAAUUAGCUCCAAUUGUACAUCAAGUAAAUUCGAAUAUUAAUCAAAUUAUAAUCGACGAUUAACCAGAGAGAGAACAAAAUCUUUACUUUUUUCGAACUUUACACUGGCGACAUCUACAUUUUCUUUUUCUUUUUGCACAGUCGUUGUUUCUCAUUUCGAGUUUCGAUAAUAUCUCAUUCCAUUUAUUUUCUCAUUUUAUUUUCUAUUCUCAUGGAUGCAACAACAAAUUCUGUUAAUAGUUAUCUCUUUUCAAUUUUUCUCUCGUGGUUUUAAAUGUUCUUCCAUCAAACUGAUUGGAAUUUAAUUGUUCCAAACAAAUUGAAUCUCACCGAUAACCUGAAACUCUUAUUUCUUCAAGUUUUCCUCUUAAUUCUCUUCAAUCAAUUCAUCAUCAUCUUCUUUUCAUCCAAUAUUAUCAUUAUUAUUCUUUCAUGGUGAUUAUGUAUCUAACCAUUUUCUCUUCACUUUCUUUUUCUUCUCUCUUCUCUUCAACCUCUCCCUUUGUUUUCACCCUCACAACCGCUAAUUUACAAAACUUCUACCAACAUCCUGGCUCAUCUUCUUCAUCUUCAUCUUCAUCCUCAUCCUCCUCAUCUUCAUCCUUAAUCUCACCACAUUCAAUUCCACAACGUGCCAAAUGUGACACUGCCCUGAGUAUUUGUUCCCGUGAUAUGAGAUGUGCGAUGGCCUUACAAGACUAUCGGACAUCAUGUUCCCACCUAUUGAACAAUAAAACUCGUACCUGUUCAGAAGCAUGUAAAUUGGCAUUAAUGUCACUCAAUAGUAUAACCGAAGGCUAUGAUUAUGUUAAUUGUGACUGUGGGGAUAAUGAAUUUUGCCGGAAAGUGCGUCGUCGUACCAGUGUUUGCCAUUCAAGGUACAAUAAUCACCAUUCAUCUGGUUCAUCAUCAUCAUCAUUAUCUCCUCAUGCAUCAGUAUAUGGAAUAGAUUCUGUUCCCUCAUCUUCCCCAGGUAACAACAAUAAAUUAGGUAAAGAAUCAUCAUCAUUAUCCUCAUCUGGAAAUCAUCAUCAUCACCACAGGUAUAAAGGUAAAGGUUUCUCAUCAUCAAUUCCAGGAGUAAUGUUAUGCUCCUCAGCGGAAACCCGUUGCCGUGAGGAUGAGGCCUGUUCAGAGGCCUGGGAAUUUGUUCAAGUUCAUUGUGAAAAAGUUUUCAUGGGCACCGAGUGUACCAAAGCUUGUAACAAUAGUUUAAAUAUCCUUUGGCGGCAAAAGGCCGCUUUUUACAUGGGAAAUUGUAUCUGUUCAGAAAAUUUACCUUCUCCCUCCUCAUCAUUAUCAUCUAGAGGUUCAACUCCUUAUGUAUUAUCUUUACCUCCAUAUUCAUCUUUAGGAUCUUCAUCUUCAUCUUCAUCUUCCUCUUCGUUAGCUGCAAAUACUUUUAAUGAGAUUAACUGUAAACGUCGUAAAGCCAACAUCAAACGCCUUUGUUUUGGUUAUUCAUCACCUUCAGCAUUAAGUGGAACCGCUUCUGGGUCAAAAUCAGUUCAUCAUAAUUCCCUCCUUUCAUCCUCACCAAUUAAUCAACUUGUUAUUAUAUUUUCCACUCUCAUCACCAUUAUUACCACCACAACCAUUAAUCUACCUGUUAAUUGGAUUCCCUUGUCCAUAUUAAUGAGCUUCUAUUCAAUUAGUUUUCUGAUAACGUGACAACAUGUAAAAUGAAUCAUUUCCUUGGAUAUAAACGUAAAUUUUAAUGAAUUUUUGUGAAUCAAUUGAUUGAAACUUUUCAAGAGAAAGAGAAGAAAAAAAAUUUACUUAUGUUCUGUACCAUCAUCAUCAUCAUCAUCAUC